Morone saxatilis (striped sea-bass) is the source of this 8866-nucleotide messenger RNA. RefSeq names its product ATPase phospholipid transporting 11B (putative) (gene atp11b). NCBI's taxonomy places the organism in Eukaryota, Metazoa, Chordata, Actinopteri, Moronidae. Gene Ontology annotation, biological process: phospholipid translocation. Gene Ontology annotation, molecular function: ATP binding; magnesium ion binding; ATP hydrolysis activity. The transcript is spliced from 30 exons. The coding region runs from base 302 to 3793 and encodes 1163 amino acids. Gene Ontology annotation, cellular component: endoplasmic reticulum; recycling endosome; plasma membrane. The record is from RefSeq and is a predicted model, not a curated record.
GAUCAGUAUGAGCUCAGUGCGCCGGCAGGAGGAAGCUGAUGGUGGCGGAUCACAGAUGUAGUGCAGGUCGCUGAGACUCCGUCUGUCACUUUUAAAACAGCUCGUUUGUGUCCGACAUCACCGCGGAAUGGGAAAGAGCGGACUGCACAGUUACGACGCAUGAAUGUGUCUUGUAAUGCGGCUGAGAGGAGCUUCCUUUCGGGGGGAGACAUUAAUGUUUCGGGACGGUUUUGUUGGAGUAGCUAGUUGCUAGCGCUGGGGCUAGCGACUGUGCUGGUUACUUGGACGUAUUUCUGCAAGGAUGCUACGGUGGAUCCGACAGCAGCUGGGCUUUGACCCCCCUCAUCAGAGUGAAACCAGGACGAUUUAUGUGGCAAACCGUUUCCCCCAGCAUGGCCACUACGUACCACAACGCUUCGCUGACAACAGAAUCAUCUCCUCCAAGUACACAAUUUGGAAUUUUGUCCCUAAGAAUCUGUUUGAGCAGUUCAGAAGGAUAGCCAACUUCUAUUUUCUCAUUAUCUUCCUCGUGCAGUUAAUGAUAGACACCCCAACUUCCCCAGUCACCAGUGGUCUGCCUCUCUUCUUUGUGAUCACAGUAACUGCUAUAAAACAGGGCUACGAGGAUUGGCUGAGACACAAGGCGGACAACGAGGUGAAUGGGGCUCCAGUGUUUGUGGUUCGCAGUGGAAGUCUGGUCCAGACAAGGUCCAAGAACAUCAGGGUGGGGGACAUUGUUCGUGUGGCUAAAGAUGAGACAUUCCCAGUUGACCUGGUGUUGCUGUCAUCAGAUCGUGAAGAUGGCACCUGUCACAUCACGACAGCCAGCCUCGACGGAGAGACCAACCUUAAGACUCACUACUCUGUGGCGGAGACAGCAGUGUGUCAAUCGGUGUCCCAACUGGAGGCUCUGCAGGCUGUGGUGGAGUGUCAACAACCGGAAGCUGACCUAUACAGGUUUGUCGGUCGGAUUACAGUGACUCAGCAUGGAGAGGAGAUAGUAAGACCGCUGGGUCCAGAGAAUUUGCUGCUACGAGGAGCCAGGUUGAAAAAUACCAAAGAGAUUUUUGGUGUGGCAGUUUACACAGGGAUGGAGUCCAAGAUGGCCCUCAACUAUAAGUGCAAGUCCCAGAAACGCUCUGCGGUUGAGAAGUCCAUGAACACCUUCCUAAUCAUCUACCUGGGCAUCUUGCUGUUCGAGGCCAUCCUCAGCACCAUCCUGAAGUAUGCCUGGCAGGCUGAGGACAAAUGGGACGAGCCUUUCUACAACCAAAAGACUGAACAAGAGAGAAACAGCAGUCCGAUCUUGAAGUUCAUCUCAGACUUCUUGGCCUUUCUGGUCCUCUAUAACUUCAUCAUCCCGAUCUCGCUCUACGUUACUGUGGAGAUGCAGAAGUUCCUGGGCUCCUUUUUCAUUGGCUGGGAUUUGGACCUUUACCAUGAGGAGAGUGACCAGAAAGCUCAGGUUAACACCUCUGACCUCAAUGAGGAGCUGGGACAGGUGGAGUAUGUGUUCACAGAUAAGACGGGUACGCUAACUGAAAAUGAGAUGCAUUUCCGUGAGUGUUCAAUUAACGGAACAAAGUACCGGGAAGUUAAUGGCAAACUGAUACCUGAGGGAAUGACUGACGAUUCGCCAGAUGGUUCUACGCCUCACCUGAUUGGUGAUGAAUUGUUAUUCGUCAAGGCGGUCUCAUUGUGUCACACGGUUCAGAUCAGCUAUGACCAGCCAGACUGCCUGGUUGGAGGAGGAGAUCCAUUCUCCCAUGCGAACGGUUUCUCCUCCACUCACAUGGAAUACUACGCCUCUUCACCGGAUGAGAAAGCUUUAGUAGAGGCAGCAAAGAGGAUCGGAGUAGCCUUCACUUGCUGCAAUGGAGAUACCAUGGAAAUUAAAACAUUUGGCAAGUCAGAGAGAUAUAAACUGCUCCAUGUGUUGGAGUUCGAUGCCAACCGCAGGAGGAUGAGCGUCAUACUACAGACACCCUCAGGGGGCACAGUGCUGUUCACCAAGGGUGCAGAGUCGGCAAUCUUGCCUUUCGCUACCGGUGGUGAGAUAGAAAAAACGAGACUGCACGUUGACGAGUUUGCCUUGAAAGGUUUGCGGACCUUGGUGGUAGCAUGUCGCCACUUCAGCCCAGAGGAGUACGAUGAUGUGGACAGACGUCUGAACGCUGCCCGCACUGCGCUGCAGCAGAGGGAGGAGAGACUGCAGGAGGCCUUCAGCUACAUCGAGAGAGACCUGCAGCUGCUGGGAGCAACGGGGGUUGAGGACAAACUCCAAGACAAAGUCCAGGAGACCAUUGAGGCUCUUCGGCUGGCAGGGAUCAAAGUAUGGGUGCUCACAGGGGACAAACACGAGACGGCAGUCAGCGUCAGCCUGUCCUGUGGCCACUUCCACAGAACCAUGAACAUCCUGGAGCUGCUGCAACAACGCUCUGAUAACGAGUGUGCUGAGCAGCUUCGCAUACUGGCCAGGAGGAUAAAGGAGGAUCAUGUCAUACAGCAUGGGUUAGUCGUGGAUGGGGCCAGUCUGUCUUUAGCGUUGAGGGAACACGAAAAGCUCUUUAUGGAAGUGUGUAAAAACUGUUCAGCUGUGCUGUGCUGCCGCAUGGCCCCGCUGCAAAAAGCUAAGGUGGUGCGUCUUUUAAAAACAUCUCCAGAGAAACCCAUCACCCUAGCUAUUGGGGAUGGAGCCAAUGAUGUCAGUAUGAUACAGGAAGCUCACGUGGGCAUAGGUAUCAUGGGGAAGGAGGGUCGUCAGGCCGUGAGAAACAGUGACUAUGCAAUUGCCAGGUUUAAGUUCCUGGCUAAACUACUGCUGGUCCACGGUCACUUCUACUAUAUUCGAAUAGCUACGCUUGUACAGUACUUUUUCUACAAGAAUGUGUGUUUUAUCACGCCCCAGUUUUUAUACCAGUUCUUCUGUCUGUUUUCACAACAAACUCUGUAUGACAGUGUUUAUCUGACACUGUACAACAUCUGCUUCACCUCCCUGCCCAUCCUGGUCUACAGUCUGUUUGAACAGCUGGUCCAUCCACACGUACUGCAGAAUAAACCUGGCCUGUACAGGGACAUCAGCAAGAACUCUCUGCUGUCUUUCCGGACGUUCCUGUACUGGACUCUGUUGGGCUUCUGUCACGCCUUUGUCUUCUUCUUUGGAUCCUACAUACUGAUGGGAGAAGACACUACACUUAUGGGCAAUGGACAGAUGUUUGGAAACUGGACAUUUGGAACGCUGGUCUUUACAGUCAUGGUCAUCACUGUCACAUUAAAGCUUGCUUUAGAGACUCAUUUCUGGACGUGGAUGAACCAUUUUGUGACAUGGGGUUCGAUUGCCUUCUACUUCAUCUUCUCCCUCUUCUAUGGAGGCAUCAUCUGGCCAUUCCUCCACACCCAGGACAUGUACUUCGUAUUCGUUCAGCUGCUGUCCAGCGGUUCGGCCUGGUUUGCCAUCAUCAUCAUCGUCAUUACCUGCCUCUUUCCUGAUGUGGUGAAGAAGGUCUUCUACAGACAUCUGCAGCCCACCAGCACACAAAAGAGUCAGUCUUUAUCAGCCACCCAGACGCAGGCCCUCAGCUGUGUGGAGUCCCUGUGCUGCUACCAACAUGGGCAAAGCGGCUGUUCCCGCCUGGCCCACCUCCUGGAGCAAAUAACCGGGCAGUGCCAGGCCAGCACCAACCAUUGUCACACAUCCAACCGCAGCAACAGGUCUUGGAGCGACACAGAGAACUUCUACUCCAACGAUCGCACCAUCCUGACGCUGUCGCCCAUCGAGGCCACCCACUGCUGACUCCCAGGGCCACUGACUGUAACACACAAGAGUUUGGGGAGAGCUACUGCUCUGCUAUGAGUCAUAAUCACGCCCCCACCCCUCCUGCCACCAUUUUAUAACCCCCUACUUCAGUUUAAAGAUGCAGACGCAGACGGGAGCCGUCGCUUUAUGUGAAACCAAAGGACUCGCCCCCCCGUGCAGCAAGCUGCUUUAUCCUUCACCAGUUUGUUUCCCCGAGAGAAUCCAUUCUUAGUAGAAAGCUUGAGAAGGACGUCAGAUGGGAGCUGAAACGUGGAAGGAAACAAAACAUGAAUUGUGGAGCAAGUCAGCGUGACACGAAGCCGACAUCUGCGGAGCUACUCCUGCAGAAAGAUCUGCUCAUAAUCUGAGCAGCAACAUCAGAUUCCUGCUGUUUACAGGGGGUCUGCAAGUCCUGCAAAAGCAUCGGAAAACACCAUAGUAAAUUCUGUACCUUUUUUAAGAUGUGUCAGCUCUUUGAGAUCAGCCCAGGUACAUGAACUCUCAUGCAGCUAUUUAUUAUUCACUUUAAGUACAGUUGCUAAGCUUUUUCUUGCAACGGUCAUCAAAAUGAGAGAAAGUCUUACAUAUUUGUAGACACAGAAUGGAGAUUCCUGAUGAUCUGGACUUUUUGCUACGAUAUUAUCUAAUGUCAGGCAUCAGUCGCGCUCGCAGCAUUGCAGCAUAAGGACUGUGACUGUGAAAGAGCAGGCUCUGACAUGCUUGUAGACACCAGCCUCCCGGAUCAUCCAUGUAGCAUCAGGACAGAAGCUGCGCAAACUACAUUAGAGGAAACCUCCGAGGUUCCCAACUUCAUAUUGCUUCCAUAAAUGGCUACAUAGACUUCCUCUUUGAGCUGUCGGCCACCGCUACACCUUUGUUUCUCUUUCAGAUGGAAAGGGGAAAGAGCUAUCCCACUCUCAGUCCUGUAGCAUUCAGAGCCUGGCUGGCCCUAACUGCUAGACUUGUCUCCCUCGGCCCUACAGUGCAGACCUACGAUACUUUGCAAGGAGAUUUAUCUCUGCCGUGGAACCAAAGACCAAAGGAUUCAGACUGGAGUUUAAAAGAUAAAGUGUUUAUUUUUGUGCCUGAUUGUACAGAAGCUUAUAUUGUUCAGAAGACUAUUAUUGUUCGUGCUGCUUUCUCGUCUGACUGUUCAGGCCUCUGUCUCCCCCGGCGCUUUUGCCCUGAAGGAGGCCUGAUGGGGUCUGUUUAAAAAGCCAUAUAUUUUCAAGAGGUUAUAUUAUUGAUAGAUUAUUGAAGGUACCGCAGAUAGAAGCUGUUUGAGCCUGUUGUUGUUUCUGUGUUCCCCUUAAAUGCCUUUUCUCAUUCAGCCUGGUUAACAAAGGCGUCUCAGGCCACGAUGCUCCGGGAAUAUUUUUAAGGUAAAAGUUUUUAUAACAUCUGUACGAACAGACAGGAGGUACAAUCAUCCCUCUUGGUUUGCUCAAAAAUAUUUCCCGAGUAUCGGAUCGGAUAAUGGUACCAUUUGGCUUUAAUGGUGAGAUGCUUUUCCGAACCGCGGCUGAUGCACAUCGACCCAGACGGCAGAAUGUCUCUAUCUUUAGAGAGAUAGAUAUCAGAUAAAUAGAAUUCAGCUUCAGUAGCGAUGAAAAGAAAAGCAGAGCGUUUGCACAAGUCACAUAUCGAAAUCACAUUUUGUUGUUUUUCUCAAAUCAUUGCUUGUUUCUCACCAUUGAAAUCAUCUCAUGUUUUUGCUGUUACGUUGUUCUUACCACAUGUUGAUGAAGUGUGUGUGUGUGUGUGGGGAAGUGUUGGUGUGUUUCUUGUGUGGCAGCCAUGUCGAAGGAAGUACGGUAGCCUUGUUGUAAGCUCUUGUGCGAUCUCAGCGGCCACAUGCUGCCUGCAGGUCAAAGGUCAAGGUUUCUUCCUCUUUGUCCCAAAAAGAAAAGAAAAAAUGAAUUGAGGAAAAGCUCGACGGUUCUUUUUUUUUUAGCAGACUUCAGUUGAGUUGAGUGUAAUGUAGGAACCUUUCAAGACAACCGUUUUAAACUUGACAUCAACAGCCACACAACAAUGACCGGUACAUGCCUCAGCUCACACAGAGAAUAUAGGAUGUUUGUGUCGCUACAGUAACUGUUCAGAGACAGUUAGGUGUUCCUCAGCAGCUCCAAAUCAGAGGGUCAAUAAUGUUUUUGUUAGUCAGUUCAUUGAAUAUUCUAUUUUCUAUAAGGUACACGUUUGAUGCAUAAUUGGGCCUGUUAUAUCCUUUCUGUUCAUACAGGUUACAAUGAAAGUGUCUAUUUAUUAUCGCAGUACUUUUUUGUUUCCUGUGUUUUCGUUGAGCCUUUUCUUACAUAUCAAUAUAUAUAUAUGUGCGUGUCCUGUUCAUGGCCUGAAUGCAGCAACUUCCCAGGAUGUUUUACUUGAUCUUAGAGAUGUAAUCAGGAGGUUGAACCUCCAUCGAAGCUAUUUUUAUUUGACCUGAAAGGUGACAGCGUAGCUGGGAAGCUGUCAGCUGCAAACCUGAAUGUUAGUUUGUUACAGGACAUUUAAAAGGACACUUGGGAACUUCCAGUUACAUCACUCCAUCCAAAAACCCAACAGUUCUUUUUUUGAGCUCAUAUAUGUUAUUAAAAUGUCUACCUGGAUACACCUGUGAUACUUGCAAUCUGUACCUGCAUUAGGAAAAAUAAUGCUGUUUAAACAGUUCACCAGUUUUAUACAUAAAAUGUCAGUUUAGCUAUCAUAGAGAGCACUAGCCAACCUGUGAAAACAGUUGUAUAAUGUCCUCUGUGGCUCUGAAGGGAGCUCAGAAAUCCACCCUGAUGUCCUCUUGAGUUAGAGUUGAAACUUUGGAGGGUCCAGUAUUUUUGGAGCUUCAAACGAGACACUUAAAUUCAGGAAAUCCUGGCCUCUGCUGCAUUAAUGUUGACCAUUCUUUUUUUAUGGAACUUUACGGAAAUGCAAUACUAAAUCCAAGAGUACCCCUUUAAAGGGCAAAUUUGAUGCAGCAGAGGCAGAGCAACUCCAGCAUCUGUCCAACUCCACACAAGUCUCAAGUGCAAGUUGCGAUAACGGAGUUAACUUAGAAAAGCUCCUCCAGAGCACAAAAGUACAAAAUAGCAUACAGCUGUUUUCACAGGAUCAGUACUGCCUUAUGACAACUAAAUGUUUCCUAUAUUGAUGCAUACAAACAGCAAACAUGCAAAACCACAUGCAAAGCUGAUCAGAAUUAUGUGAAAGGAUAAUCGUCAUCUUAAUGUCAGAGUGAAUUCCACUGAAGGUCAGUAGUUGACUUAUUGAAUCAUCCCCCAGCCCUGGAGGUGUCAGAGUCAGCCACGAUCAAAUGUACAAUAUUCACGCAGGGAGUUAAAAACCUAAAACUGGACAUUCCUCCUGUCUGGGAUAAGCAUUACACUCUGUGUUCAGGGGGAUUUAGGGGAAUCAGAGCUGUGACCCUGCAGCGUUAUUACAUGAUAUCAGAGCAGAUGGCAGAGGAGGGAAGACGAGUCCUCCCUGGCCAAAGGCAAAUAAGGCAGCAAUGUGCAGAAACACCUACAGUGUUAGAGUAGUUCUGAUGCCCCCUUGUGCUCACCUACGGAAACCCAAAGUGUUCAAAAUGAAACCAUUAUGAUAUGAAUAGGUGUGUCCUAUUUACAGGGAUGUACAAAUAAAUGAUAGUGAUGUAUGAUUGACAGAGUUGGUGAUCGAGAGCAGCAUUAUGAAUGGUAUGAACUAAAAAUGACCUGCAAUAAAACACUUAUUGUGAAAAGAAGCAGGAUGAAGUAGUUUUAAAAAUCUAAAGGACAAUUUCUUGGUUAUAUAUUUCUCAUUUGGACACUUUGGGUCUCUCCAUUUACCUCUACUGAGAGUGGAAACAAAGGCACCAUCCAGUCUCUGUUAUCAUCCAAAGCAGACAACCAGAAUACGUGUAAAUGCAGUUAUGUAAUUGCAUUUUUAUCAAGACUGUAUAUCCAGGUACAGAUUUUUUGUUAUAUAUAUAUAUAUAUAUAGAAAAAGUUCAUUAUAAUUGGGGCCCAAGUGGCACUCGAGCGAUAUCCUUACUGCUGUUCAUGCAGAAAACAGAUGCUAUAUUUUUCUAAGAUCAUAUCAGAUGUGAAAUAAACCAAGACGUAAUUCUCCGAAGCGUCACAGCGCUGACGUCAUCCAGUCUUCAUCAUGAGAGCAGCGGGGUUCAAACACGAGGCCUCUGGUACUUCCAGAAGCAGGAGAUUGCUCAGCCGGAUCACUUUUAUAAAUGGUAGUUUAAUAUUUUAUCAAGGCUCGACUAACAGAUGAUGAUCAUGUCAUCAAUCAGAAAGCCCCCGUCCACGUUUAAUUGGAUUCCUUAUUAAAGACGCCAAGGGCUGUUAAAUUCUGUCUGCGGGUGUGGUUUUAAGCCAGAUAUUCCUGCUUCUGGAAAUAUUGCCCAUAAAUUUAAUAUGUGUAAAGAGCAGCAUUAGCGGUACAGCCAUGUGUGUCCGUUGCUCGAGGAACUUAAUAAUCUGUCUCUUUCGUUUAGUCUUUAUACAUACAAAUGAUAUCAUUGGCAGUGACCAGACCUACUGUCUGUGAUAUUAGUCUUCAGAAAUGAUCCUCAACUAUUAAAUUUAAGUUUUUAUGGUCAUUGGGAAAUUUUAUUAAGGGUCAAACUAAAUCUAGCACUGCCAGGAAGUUUCAGGAACAGAAGUUUUGAACUGAAGACCAGGUGACGUCGGUGCAGAGAUGCUCUCGGAAAACUCAGCCACGGUUUACAGACACGAAUCAAAUUAAGGUUUCCUUGAUCAAAUCAGCUAAAAAGAGGAGUCGGAAUUUAAAUGUCAAGCGAUCAGUUUUCUGCAGCGAAGUGUCCUGUGACUCAGCAUCAGCCAGCGCGACACGAGACUGCAGAUCAUGUCAGUGCUGAACAGUUUGUGGAAAUCAUUUUUAAUCUCAUCGAUAAAUCGUGCUGCACCAGACGAUUAAUAAACCACCAUCAUCACUCUUCUGUUUGGUAUCUGUUGAUGUGUCCGUCUGUCUGUCCUCCCUCCUCCUCUCUGUAAAUCUGUCUUAUAGCUGAUGUUUAUGAAGAUGCGGUUCUAUUUACGAAAUAAAAACAUUUUUAAGAAA